This is a messenger RNA of Melitaea cinxia (Glanville fritillary), 1305 nucleotides long. It is a transcript of the gene Dop2R, whose product is annotated as dopamine D2-like receptor. Gene Ontology annotation, molecular function: dopamine neurotransmitter receptor activity, coupled via Gi/Go; melanocortin receptor activity. The record is from RefSeq and is a predicted model, not a curated record. Gene Ontology annotation, biological process: adenylate cyclase-activating adrenergic receptor signaling pathway. Gene Ontology annotation, cellular component: membrane. The transcript has 7 exons. NCBI's taxonomy places the organism in Eukaryota, Metazoa, Arthropoda, Insecta, Lepidoptera, Nymphalidae. The annotation marks the transcript as partial.
UUACAGGUGCACGGCUCGUGGGGUCUGCCGGCGUUCAUCUGCGACGUGUACAUUGCAAUGGACGUCACAUCGUCAACUUCGAGUAUAUUUAAUUUAGUCGCAAUCUCUGUUGAUAGAUAUAUCGCUGUAACACAACCAAUAAAGUACGCGAAGCACAAAAACAAUACACGUGUCUGGUUUACGAUAGUGCUUGUCUGGUUGGUGUCAGCGGCCAUCGGAGCUCCGAUAGUCCUGGGCCUCAACGAUACUCCUGACAGGAACUUCGACGAGUGCCUCUUCAACAGCCAGAACUACGUCCUCUACUCAUCACUUGGCUCCUUCUACAUACCCUGCAUCAUGAUGAUGUUCCUGUACUAUAAUAUUUUUAAGGCAUUAAGAAACCGAGCUAAAAAGCAAAGAGCCGCUAAGAAGCCUCCUGUAUCCGGAGAUCCAAUGACGGGAGCUACCACGGCUGUUGUGAUAGAGAACCUAGCCCAGACUAGGCAGCUGGAAACUGCGUUAGACGACAGACCAACUAACACCGGAUCCGGCAGCAAUGAAGACGAUCACGAAGACAGUUUCGACAAACGCUCAGUGGAUUUAGAAGUGGAUGCUGAUGAGUGCCACGUAAUCCCGAACAACAAAUCCACCGAAUUUAUGUUAGCAACUGUACCGGAGGAUAAAAUUAAGAAACCUAAGAAAAGUAUAAAAUCACAAUCAGUACCAGAUCCGAAUGGUAACAAUGAUUCUGGUUACGCACCAUCAAACUUGGAAGACACCAUUAGAGAGCACGUCUCACCUCCAGCAUCCCCCGCCACGAAGGACGCAACGGUACUGAAGAAUAUGGCUUGCGAUUCCAAGUGGAAGAAAAACGGAAAAAGAGUGGAUGCAGAUUCGAGAAAUGCAUCAAUUGCGUUCCGAUCUGAUGACGACCUCAGAUCGAGUCAUUACGACAUCCACGAUGGUUCGACAUGCAAAAAGGAACGAAAAGCCAGCGCCGCUACCGCAAGAUUUACUAUUUACAAGGCUAAUAAAGCGAGUAAAAAGAAAAGAGAGAAAUCUUCCGCUAAAAAGGAAAGAAAGGCUACUAAAACUUUAGCUAUUGUUUUGGGUGUAUUUCUCUUUUGCUGGACACCUUUCUUCACGUGCAACGUCUUGGACGCCAUUUGCGCUAAAUUCGGCCUUCAAUUCUCUCCAGGAGUCACGGUGUUCAUACUCAACACGUGGCUCGGCUACAUCAACUCCUUUCUAAAUCCUGUUAUCUAUACCAUCUUUAAUCCUGAAUUCAGAAAGGCGUUUAGGAAAAUACUCAAAUGCAGUACCUAG